AUGGCACGAGACAUCGAGAAAGACCCAUUGACGCCGCCAGUACCUCCAAUUCCAGCCGAGCACGAUCAAGAAGCAUGGCGGCGUCGGUCAUUGAUGCGACAAUCUUACACAGAGCUGAUCGCGUGCGGCAACAACACGGACCCCCUGCCAACACAAAACCGGCAAAUAGAGCGGAACAUUCGACCUGUCUCGCAGAUCUCAGUCACCUCGACAAUAGACGUACGAAACAGUCGAGUGCAGCUGAAAAAGUCAGGCCAUGACAGAGAUGGAGCGCCGCGCUGGGAGCGUGAUUCGUGCAAUCCUAGAAAUUGGCGGAAGAGGAGGAAGUGGUAUCAGGCUUCAGUGGCAGCAGGCGUCGCCUUUGCGGUCGCUUUCGCAUCUUCGACUGCAGCCUUGUCUUUAGAGGCUUUGCAAUCCAAAUACCAUGGCUCGCAAGUCAUCUCGACAUUGCCACUAUCACUCUUUUUGCUUGGCAUGGCAUCUGGACCUUUGCUGGGAGGCGCUCUUGCUACGCUUGCAGGACGCAAAAUGACAUAUCUAGCUGGCGUUCUUUUCUGUGCCGCUCUGGCCGUCGGGUCCGGCUUCGGCAGAAAUCUACCUGGAAUUACAGUAUGCCACUUGUUGUCUGGGUUGUGCGGUGGAGCAGCCCUAAACCAGAGCUCUGCCACUGUGAUUGACUUGUGGCGGACAGAGAGUAGGUUCCUAGCGGCUCUACUCGUGGACCUGAUGCCGUUACUGGGCGCCGUGGUGGGUGCAGUGGUCAGUGGUUAUGUGACGAGCUACGGCCAUUUCAGAUGGACUCAGUUUGUUGCUGUGUGUGCUCUGGCAGCAUGCGUAUUACCGAUCAUAUUCACCGCGGAGACUUCAAAGGCAAUCAUCCGGCUGAGGAGACAUGGUGUCAGGAACAGACCGUUGUACACCGCGCUCAUCGGCCCUAUCAAGAUGCUCGUGACGAGACCCAAAGCGCUUUUCGUGAGCUUGUCCUCGUCUUACGGAUUGGCCGUUAUCUACGCGAGCUUUAUUGCAUGGCCCAGAGACUUCUCAGCAGUAUACGCCCUCAAUCUCGGAUCACAAGGUUUAGUCUUCGUGAGCAUGAUCUCGGGCUUGAUCAUCGGAGCUGGAGCUUUGCUGUUAUGCAACGCCCUGGCGUACAAUCCACGAGCAGAGACGUGGCAAGCUCAGAGGGCAGCGGAAGCCGAAAAGUUGCGUCGCAGAACUCAGAGAGCCAGCCAUGCUACUAUUACGAGCACCAAGACCAGAAAGAGCGGCACCAGCAACUUCUCUCGGCCGCAGCCACAAGUACCUGCGAUGCCCAAAUGGUCAGAGCCCAGCUCGCCAGCCGGUUCAUUCUCUCCGAGGUUCAUGGGUAAUGUUCAUGUAAUCCGGUCCGACAUGGAUGCAUCAAGCAGAUCACAAUUGUCGCUGGCAAUGGACAUGGAGAAGAACACGUGCCUCGCCAUCGCAGCUUCUCAGUACCUCAACAGCGUGCCAGACAAUUACACGAAGCACAUCCUUCCCGAACGGAUAAUGCUUUUGCUUUGCAAGAACCUGGCUUUCACCGACCUGUGCGCUGCACUGGAGAGCUACGAGCUGCGCUUUGAUAGGGUGAAGCUCGCGAAAGCCCUUGUCGAUGCCAUGCCAGACAUGACGACCUCACAAGACGCUCUGGGCAGAUCAUAUCAGAUGGCAUUGGAGAGUUCAAGAAGCUUGCACCAUGCUGCUGCCGCCGCUGCGCUGGACGAGCCUCUGACCUCACAGUCAAUACCGCGGGAUGCGGUAGCAUCCCUCAAAGUGCCGCUCGCGCCAGCUUCAUGGAGGCUUUGGCCAGCACUUCCAGCUACAGUACUUCAGAGUGCUUCCUUGUUCUUGUUUGGCUGGAGCAUGAAGUCUCACCUACACUGCAUAGUACCAUGCAUUGGCAUGGCAGGUGUCGCCCUUUCAACACUCAUGAUCUUCGUGUCCUCCAACUUGUAUCUGAAGGAGACAUAUGGGAAUACGGAUGGUGAAAGUGCAAUAGCGGCCAGCAUGAUAUUGAGGUACCUGCUGAGCUUCGCCUUUGUCAUGUUUGCUCGACCGCUGUACGAGCAUUUGGCUAUGGGUUGGGCGAGCAGUGUUCUGGCUUUCAUUGGGCUGGUAUUAGGCGCAAUACCUUGGGUUCUGGUCUUGACUACGGCUCGAUCAAGUAAAGAGCGAUGGCGGUGA
Recurvomyces mirabilis is the source of this 2202-nucleotide messenger RNA. RefSeq lists its product as uncharacterized. The transcript has a single exon. Lineage: Eukaryota; Fungi; Ascomycota; Dothideomycetes; Mycosphaerellales; Teratosphaeriaceae. Bases 1 to 2202 code for a protein of 733 amino acids. The record is from RefSeq and is a predicted model, not a curated record. Gene Ontology annotation, cellular component: plasma membrane. Gene Ontology annotation, molecular function: spermine transmembrane transporter activity; spermidine transmembrane transporter activity. Gene Ontology annotation, biological process: spermidine transport; transmembrane transport; spermine transport.